Molecule: messenger RNA, 2171 nt
Organism: Selaginella moellendorffii
Lineage: Eukaryota; Viridiplantae; Streptophyta; Lycopodiopsida; Selaginellales; Selaginellaceae
Product: phosphatidylinositol/phosphatidylcholine transfer protein SFH3
Exons: 14
Coding region: 298-2124 (608 amino acids)
Source: RefSeq, a predicted model, not a curated record
UGGCGCAAAGAACCCUAAUUCACAAAACAUAACGGUCGACACGCCGGUGACGUGGCGCUUUUUGGGCUGUUGGCACCCGACGGCUCGCCGCAAGUCUUGUACGAUAGCGGGGGAAUAGGGCAGAACAAAUGCCGCUUAGUUUCCAUGUCGCUGGAAACGGAUGAUGAUCGCGCUGGCUCUUCCGGUUCGUUGGAACAAUCUCGUUGUGCUCGCCCGAUCAUAGCUCCUGGCGCCUAGAUUCUUCGUCUCCUCCUUUGUCCAGGGAUGGCCCCCUCGCGGCGAUGAGUUCUUCGUAAUAUGGAGGAACCACGGGCGCAAUCGCAAUCUCAAGAUGUCCCCUCUAGCUCAAUGAAGCCGCCUCCUCCGGCGCUGGAGGAUGCGCGAGAGCCUGCCCGGAGUAGCAGCGGAUUGACCUCUCCGAGGUUGGAGAAGCAUAACAGCAGUGGCAGCAAGAAGGGCAGGAGGAAGGCCGCGCUCAAGGCUAUCAUCGCUUCGUCCAAGCUCAAGCAAGCACUCAGGAGGAGGUCUAAAAUCUUUGAUCGGAGGCAGUCCAUUCCCAUCCAGGACAUCCGCGACGUUGAGGAGCAAGUCAUCGUGCAAACUUUUAGAACCACACUGGUGUCCGAGAAUUUACUUCCGGAAAGCCAUGACGACUAUCACGAGCUGCGAAGGUUCUUGCGUGCUCGUGGACUUGAUAUUGACAAGGCUAAACUGAUGUGGUCAAAUAUGCUGCAGUGGCGAGCGGAGAACGGGGUGGACACCAUUGGGGAGGAUUUCGAGUUUGGUGAGAUCGAGGAAGUGAAAAAAUACUAUCCUCAAGGUCACCAUGGGGUUGACAAAGAAGGGAGGCCCAUUUACAUCGAGCGCUUGGGAAAGGUUGAGCCCAACAAAUUGAUGCAGGUGACAACAUUGGAGAGAUACUUGAAGUAUCAUGUUCAGGAGUUUGAGAAGCUUUUGAGAAUCAAGUUCCCGGCAUGCUCGCUUGCAGUUAAACGGCACAUUGACUCCGGAACAACGAUUCUGGAUGUUUCUGGUGUGGGUCUCAAAAAUUUCAGUAAGACUGCACGGGACCUUAUUAUAAGAAUUCAGAAAGUUGAUGGGGAUAACUACCCGGAAACUUUGCACAAGCUUUUUAUUAUCAAUGCUGGUGCUGGAUUCAGGCUGUUAUGGAACACAGUGAAGGGGUUCCUAGAUCCCAAAACGACUUCUAAAAUCACUGUUCUAGGAUACAAGUACCAGCCAAAUCUCCUGGAAGUGGUGGAUGCAAGUCAGCUGCCAGAGUUUAUAGGUGGUACGUGCACAUGUCCUGGAGAAGGAGGAUGUAUGAGAUCUGAUAAAGGACCUUGGAAGGAUCCAGAGUUAUUGAAGGCGGUAAUGAUUGGCAAAGCAAAGUAUUCAAGACAGGUUGUCAGCAUAAAUUCUCAGACCGGCGAGAGUGAUGCACCCCCCGGCGAGGUAGUCGGGUCCUCGACGCAGACGCUCGCAGAAACAUCGCGAAUGCAGCCCGUCCAGGAAGAAAUAGACGGCAUUGCAAGGAACUUAGGAACAGAUGAUGUUGUGGUGGUAGACAAGAUCGUAGAUUCACCAGCGACUGGGACUUCUUCCUCCGAACAACAAACCGAAAGCACUACAAUAGACGACAGUAAGGUUCAGAAGUCUACGCCGGAGAGCAACGAAACUCAGCAAAACAUGGUACCAAAAAGAGCAUUACCAGCUCGAAAAAGAGAUAAUGACAGCUUUGUUUCAGUUUUAGUCGGGUUUUUUAUGGGAAUCUUAAGCUUUUUUCGACGGUUGAUUUGGAGGGAGCAGCAAUUACAAGAGAGCCCUCGGCCAGUCACACCUGCUGAACCUCAAAACGUGACGAAAGGGCCCAACGUUUCUGUCGUCCUUAAUUCUCGAGUGGAAGACUUGGAGAAAAAGCUGACAGAACUAAGCAGUUUGCCUUUGGCGACACUUCCUCCAAAGCAGGAGCUAGCUGCAGAACGCAUCAAGACGCUGGAAGCGGACGUCGCGGAAACUAAGAAGACUUUGGGCGACGUACUGGUAAAACAGACCGAACUUCUAGAGGCUUUAGAGCGGCUCAAGGAUUUGAAGUGGAUGAAGAAGGUACAAUGUUGGUGCUAGUACUUUGUUCUGUGUAAAUAGUGGUGGAAAGGAAUGCGUUUUUUUCA